GUGCCUUGUUAGGCAGGAGCCUCGUGUCCCUGCAGCUCGCUGUCAGGUGGAGUACAGGGCUUUUUUCAAGUUUAUAGAAAAGCAAGGGCCGAGAAUGAUUGCAUAGUUGAGAGUGCCAGGCGAUGCAGGGUACAGAGGUCCAGCGGUGGGCAGAGGGCUGGUGAGCCAAGGCCGGGCAGGGGUCUGCAGGCCCACUAGGACUGCUGAGGAAGCCACUGCGCUUGAAGCAGCAGGCAUCGAGAAUCUUCCCUGCGAACUUCAGCGGAACUUCCAGCUGAUGCGGGAGCUGGACCAGAGGACAGAAGAUAAGAAAGCGGAGAUCGACCUGCUGGCGGCGGAGUACAUUUCCACUGUGAAGACUCUGUCCCCGGAUCAGCGUGUGGAGCACCUGCAGAAGAUCCAGAGCGCCUACACCAAGUGCAAGGAGUACAGUGACGACAAGGUGCAGCUGGCCAUGCAGACCUAUGAGAUGGUGGAUAAGCACAUCCGGAGGCUUGAUGCGGACCUAGCUCGCUUUGAGGCGGACCUGAAGGACAAGAUGGACGGCAGUGACUUUGAAAGCUCCGGAGGCCGGGGGUUGAAAAAAGGUCGGGGUCAGAAAGAGAAGAGAGGCUCCCGUGGCCGAGGCCGGAGGACAUCAGAAGAAGACACCCCAAAGAAGAAGAAGCAUAAAGGAGGGUCCGAGUUCACCGACACCAUCCUGUCCGUGCACCCCUCUGACGUGCUCGACAUGCCCGUGGACCCCAACGAGCCCACGUACUGCCUGUGCCACCAGGUGUCCUACGGGGAGAUGAUUGGCUGCGACAAUCCCGAUUGUCCGAUCGAGUGGUUUCACUUUGCCUGUGUGGAUCUCACCACGAAACCCAAAGGAAAGUGGUUCUGCCCACGAUGUGUUCAGGAGAAGAGGAAGAAGAAGUAAGGAAGAGGCUGUGUGCCCGGAUCGAAGAGCAAGUUAUUGUAUUCCUUAUUCAUACUGCAAUAUUUUCUUUCGAUUUUAAAACUACCUUAUUUUGACUGAUAUUUAAG
Messenger RNA from Heterocephalus glaber (naked mole-rat), 1026 nucleotides. The record is from RefSeq and is a predicted model, not a curated record. Lineage: Eukaryota; Metazoa; Chordata; Mammalia; Rodentia; Bathyergidae.